UAAGGUGUGAAAGAGUUGAGAACAAAGAAAGCAGCUUUUUGGAAAGCUGUGAAUCGAUUCGCUGCUGCAGGUGGAAAUAUAAGGCAGGGUUUCGAGUUUUCGAAACCCUAACCCUAGACGCCGGCUUCCAUGGAGUGUGACAUAGAGAGGGUUUUGUGGAGUCAAGACCAAAUCUCCCGCCGUGUCUCCGACAUCGCCUCUGAGAUUUCUGCUGACUUCCAUGCCCUCUCUUCUCCUCCGGUCUUCCUCGGCGUCGCCACUGGCGCUUUUCUCUUCUUGGCCGACCUCGUCCGCCACCUGUCCUUCCCCCUCACCGUCGAUUUCGUCCGAGCCCAGUCUUACGGCUCUGGUACUGAGUCCAACGGCGCUCCCUCGAUUUCCUUGGACUUGAAGAUUGAUAUCAAGGGCAAGCACGUAAUUGUGGUUGAGGACAUUGUAGACACAGGAAACACUUUGUUCUGUCUCAUUGCACACUUGGAAGCAAAGGGAGCAUCCUCUGUAUCAGUGUGUGCUUUCCUUGAUAAACCAUCAAGAAGAAAAGUUCAGUUUGAGCUAGUGGGUAAAGGGAAGUUUUAUCGAGGUUUUGAGGAAGUCAAAUCAUCUGCUUACUUGAUCAGUGGCAAACAUUUAGAGGCAUAUCUAUGUGAAACACCAUGUGUCCAGAUUAUUUUGUUGUGGGGUAUGGCAUGGACUUCGCAGAACAGUACAGGAACUUGCCUUAUGUGGGGGUCCUAAAGCCUGAAGUGUACAACUGAUUUGUCUCACCUCAGCUGAUGAUUUUGUAUUUUUAAGUGUUGGGAAGAAGGAAAAUUCUUCAGCAAUGCUCACAUCCAGCCUUUUAUUUUAUUUUAUGUUUUGGCAUUUUUAUGUCAGUUUAAAGUAAAUGGCGAAUAAUUGAGAAGGAGAAUGGAAAAUUUUAUGUAUGUAUCCAAGGGUUAUGCAAAUUUUUGUACUAAUUAAUAAAUUCUCCUUUUUUUUUUGUC
Molecule: messenger RNA, 983 nt
Organism: Vitis riparia (riverbank grape)
Lineage: Eukaryota; Viridiplantae; Streptophyta; Magnoliopsida; Vitales; Vitaceae
Product: hypoxanthine-guanine phosphoribosyltransferase
Exons: 4
Coding region: 130-735 (201 amino acids)
Biological process (GO): guanine salvage; IMP salvage; purine ribonucleoside salvage
Molecular function (GO): hypoxanthine phosphoribosyltransferase activity; magnesium ion binding
Source: RefSeq, a predicted model, not a curated record